This is a messenger RNA of Cannabis sativa, 2431 nucleotides long. RefSeq names its product nucleolin 1. Bases 217 to 2166 code for a protein of 649 amino acids. Gene Ontology annotation, molecular function: RNA binding. NCBI's taxonomy places the organism in Eukaryota, Viridiplantae, Streptophyta, Magnoliopsida, Rosales, Cannabaceae. The transcript is spliced from 18 exons. The record is from RefSeq and is a predicted model, not a curated record.
AGAAGAAAAACCCUAAAACCUUGGCUUGAUUUUACCAAUUAUUUUUCGUAUAAAUAGAACAAACACAUACCCAUUCUCUCUCACUACCCCCGCAGCACUAGCGACCCUCAAAACCCUAGACCUUUAUAAACCCUUGGGUUUUGCUGGGUUCUCUUCUCUCUACCUCUCUUCUUCUCCUUCGUUAAACCCUAACCUUUUCAUACAACACUUCUUGUAAUGGGCAAGUCAAGCAAGCAGUCCGCUACUAAAGUUGACGCAGCCCCUGCUGUAGUCCCAGUCUCGAAGUCUGGCAAGAAAGGAAAGAGAGAUGCUGAGAAUGAGAUUGAGAAGGCUGUGAGUGCAAAGAAGCAGAAAAGAAAUGAGGCAGUUGAGCAAGCCGCUCUUAAGAAGAAGAUUGAAGUGAAGACACAGAAGAAGAAACAGGAAUCAAGUUCUGAUGAUUCUGAUUCAUCCUCUGAGUCAGAGGACGAGAAGAAACCGGCUGCAAAAACUGUUGUCCCUGCCAAGAAAGUUGUAGCUGCUAAGAAUGGUAUUGCUAAGAAGGUUGAGUCUUCCAGUAGCUCUGAGGAUGACUCAUCUGAUGAGGAUGAAAAGCCUGCUGUUAAAGCAGCAGUGCCUGUUAAAAAAGCUGUCCCUGUUAAAAAUGGUAAAGUGAGUUCUGAGGAGGAUUCAAGUGAUGAUGAUGAUGAUAGUUCCUCAGAUGAUGAGCCUAAGAAACCAGCAGCUAAGGUUGUUCCACAGGCAAAGAAGGCUCCUGCUGUAGCAGCCAAGAAAGAUUCUUCAGAUGAAAGCUCUGAAGAGGAGAGUGAUUCUGAUGAGGAAAUUAAGGUAAAAAAUGUAUCGGCUUCUGCCCCUAAACGGAAAAUUGAAUCAAGUGAUAGCUCUGAUUCAGAAAGUGGUUCCUCUGAUGACGAGGAAGUGAAGGUUAAAAAUGUACCAGCAUCUGCCCCUAAAAAGAAAAUUGAAUCAAGUGAUAGCUCUGAUUCAGAAAGUGAUUCUUCUGAUGAAGAGGCUCCUCCAACCAAGGUUGCUGCUCCUGCUGCCAAAAUUGUUCAGCCUAAGAAGGCCGAGAGUUCAGACGAGAGUGACUCUGAUGAGAGCUCUGAUGAAGAGCCUCCAGCUAAAAAGGCCAAGGCUCCAGUUGUUGCAAAACCAAGUGCUAAGGCUGUUAAAAAAGAAAGCAGCAGUGAUGAAGAAGAGGAGAGUUCUGAUGAAUCAGACGAGGAAACAACAAAGGCUGCACCAAAGCCAACUAAAGCUGCUGCUAAAGAAAGUAGUAGUGAGGAAGAGUCAGAUUCAGAUGAUGAAUCUGAAGAAGAAGAACCUUCGAAGACACCAAAGAAAAAGUCAGCUGAUGUAGAAAUGGUCGAUGCUGUUACACCAAAGACUCCAGCUUCCACAGAGACUGGCGGCUCUAAGACUUUGUUUGUUGGAAACUUGCCAUUCAGUGUUGAACAAGCGGAUGUGGAGAAUUUCUUCAAAAGUGCUGGAGAAGUUGCUGAUGUUCGAAUUGCUUAUAAUGAAGAAGGAAGAAUGAAGGGAUUCGGGCAUGUGGAGUUUACCACUGCAGAGGGAGCUACAAAGGCACUCGAACUGAAUGGCCAUGCUCUGUUGGGUCGUGAACUUAGACUUGAUUUGGCUCGUGAAAAAGGUCAAAAUGCUACCCCAUACAGCAAAGAGGGCUCAUUCCAGAGGCAGCCAUCAGGAGGAAAAGCCAAUACAAUUUAUAUCCGUGGUCUUGAUACCUCCCUCGGAGAGGAGGAGAUUAGAAGUUCACUACAAGAGCAGUUCGGUGAAUGUGGAGAGAUUACAAGGAUUUCCAUCCCCAAGGAUUAUGAAACUGGCUCCUUCAAAGGCAUGGCUUACAUGGACUUUGCGGACUCUGACGCUUUCAACAAAGCUCUAGGGCUCGAUGGACAAAAUUAUUUGAAAGUAGAAGAGGCAAGACCCCGAGGUGAUUUCAGUGGUGGUGGUGGUGGUUUCAGUGGUGGUAGAGGCGGAGGACGUGGUUUCAGUGGAGGCAGAGAUGGACGAAGCGGAGGCAGGGAUAGAGGGGGACGAAGGGGUGGAGGCAGGUUUUCCGGUGGUGGUAGAGGUGGAGGACGUAGUUUCAAUAAACCAAGCUUUACCCCAUCAGGGAAGAAAACAACCUUCGGUGAUUACUAAGCUGUCAUAGAAGAAUUUUGAAUAGUAUUUUUGCCCUUUUCCAGAAUUUUCGUUUUAAUGUUUUAGUAGGUAAAGUAAGAAUAUCAAAUUUAAGUUUUUUUUUUUUUUUUUCCUUUCUGGACUUGGUACACCUAUGUCACAAAAUGUUGUUAGUUUUUGGAGUUCAUCCAAAUAUUUUGAGUAUUAAUUUAUUUAUAUGUUUUAUGUAUGAAAUUGUCAAGUGGAGCUAGUAUAAUCUAUAAUGCAGAGAUCAUAUUUUGGCAAA